Messenger RNA from Thelazia callipaeda (thelaziosis nematode), 3132 nucleotides. The record is from the annotation of a GenBank genome assembly. Lineage: Eukaryota; Metazoa; Nematoda; Chromadorea; Rhabditida; Thelaziidae.
AUGAAUCAGGUAGCAAAUUCACUGCCGGAUGCGCACACAAAUGACGAUUUCCUAACUUUGCUAAAAAACGAUGAACAAUUUCGCCUGGGGCAUUUACGACUUUACAAAGCAGAAUUAUUGGAAGCAGUGAAUAGUGUUGAAAAAAUACUACUGUUUUCCGAUUUUUUCGAUAAAGAAUCUUUGGAGUCUCUUACUGAGAUGUACCUGGAUGAACCUAACCAGCAAACGGCAUUAUCUUAUUUCUGGUAUGGAAUAUGCUUCAAGCGGGAAGCCAUAGAUCGUUUGUUGUCCAUUGCUAUGGAAGAUCAAAAAUCUCUUUUUGAUUUAAUUCAUGAAGACAUCCAUGAAAAUUCAUUAAUUUAUUAUCGCAAAAUGUUCGAUGGCGAUCCUGCAAAGAUGGACAAGAUUACCUUGACGCUAGAACCAUUACCAAUCUGUAUAAGACUUGGUCAUGAAGAAUAUGGUCCCAUCAAACGUGUUGUUCAGGAAAUGAUGAAGAGUAGAAAAUAUGAUGAAGCAUCAUGCUACUUGAUGAGGAACUUACCCAGGGUGCAGAAGAAGAAUUGCAAGGCAUCUGAUUGGUAUUUCGAUUUUCUGAAUGCUUGUCUUGGAGAUGCUAUUAAUUGUUCAAUACCUGAAGUUAUAGAUGCAGAUUACAAAGCUCAUUUAGACAUUUACUUUGCGCAAAAUCGAGUAACAGCACCUCAUAAUAAAUCCUCGACAUCAUGUGGAUUACCUGAAAGUAUGUAUGCAAUGGAAGAACCGGAGAAACCAGAAAACCGCACUCAGGAACAGUACAAGAAAUAUCGAAUUAAGGCUUUCAGUGAUGAGGUAAUGGAACUCGUUGAAGAUGCCGAACCAAUUGAAUUGCGGCCAUACCAACAAGAAUUAGUUGAAUCAGCUUGUCGAGGUGUAAAUACUAUCAUUUGUGCUCCAACUGGUUCUGGAAAAACUGUUGUGGCUGCACAUAUUAUUUUAGAACAUUUUCGAAAGAUGAAGUCAAUCAAUAAACCAUCUAGGGUGGCUAUGCUUGUACCCACAGUUCCACUUGUAGAGCAGCAGUGUAUAAUGUUCAACCGUUAUUUGAGAAAAAUAUUUUGGGUAGAUGGUAUGUGUGGUAGUGAACCAGUCGAUGAAGCUGGACGCGCUCCAUAUGUUUUAGCAAGCUACUUAACUGUCUUUACGCCGCAAAUUUUUAUAAAUUUGUUAAAGAGUGUACGUCGAGAAGACCGUUUGUAUUUCACCGAUUUCACAUUGUUUGUGUUUGAUGAAUGCCAUCAUUGUGAUGGGGAACACCCUUAUAACGUUCUAAUGCGAAUGUUGCACCGAUUUGAUGGCCCUAAACCUCAAAUUGUGGGCCUAACUGCCUCUCUGCCUCUCGGUGCUGGACGCGCAAAUGUUGAAGCAGCUCUUGAUCACAUGAUGGAUUUAUGUGCAAAAUUAUCGGCCCAUUCAAUAAGUACAGUUCGAAAACAUGUAGAUAAUCUUCGUCAUCAUGUAAAGCCACCUGUAGAUGAGAUAAGGCGUGCUUUUCGACCUGAAUUUGAUAACUUCGUGCAUGCGCUAGAGAUCUGCAUGAAAAAAAUUGAGUUGUCUAUGAAACCAGAGCUUGAAAAAAUAUGCGAAAGUAAAUUAAUUCAUCUUAAAAUGGAUGACAUUACAUUCCCUUCGCAAAAAAGUACAGUGCGUUAUGAAAGUCUCGUUGGAAGCUUGAAAAAUCGUAUAGGAGAACUUCCUGGUAGCAGAGUAAAACACCAGAUUAUGAAAAUGCUGAAUCAUCUUGGAUAUUACUGUCGUGCUCUUAGUUUGGCUGAUUUGUUACCAAAUUGGUAUGCUUAUUGUUAUUUGCGCGAUAAUAUGAAGGAAGAAAUUGCUCAUGGUGAUGUUGGAGAUACAUGUUCGAUUCAAGUUCAGUUAGAAAAGCUUUUUGAAAAAUUUAUGAAACCGAAUGAGCUAAAUUUUCAAGAAAGUGAUAAUGGUGAAGAGAAAGAAAUCCUAAAAAUUUUGCAUACGAUUUUACGUGAUCAGUACAUUUCUGAUCCAACAUCCAGGACGAUAAUUUUUGUAACAACGCGUAAAUUAGCUCAGUGUUUAUCAACACAUUUGAACAAUGUACGAGUUGUAGAUGGCUCGAAUCGUGCGGUUGGAUACAUUACCAGCUCAAAUCAGUCAACUGCAAGCAGUGGUCAAACAACUGAUGAACAGCGUGUAACGAUUGAAAAGUUUAAUCAGGGAGUAAUCAAAGUUUUAGUUGCUACAUCGGUUGCUGAAGAAGGCUUGGAUAUAUCAGCUUGUAAUUUAAUAAUUAAAUACAACAACACUGGUUCAGAAAGAUCACUUAUCCAACGAAGAGGUCGAGCUCGAGCAAAGCAUAGCAAAUCGGUCUUGAUAGCGUUGGAUGGUUCUAUUGAAGAGAGAGAAUUAGAAAAUAUCCAGAAAGAGUUUUUGAUGAGACGUUGCUUGGAGCAUAUGCAAACGAUGUCGGAAAGGCAAAUGAGGCAGAUGGCGAGUUUACAUACCUUGUUGUUUAUGAAACUUUCAUUACCUGUUCUGGUAGAAAAUAAAAUUAAUCAAACAAAAGCUCUUCAAGAAGCAGAUAUAUUGAGAGAGAAGGAAAGAAAGCGUGUACUGGAAGGCAAAUGCUAUGACUUGAAAUGUCGCUUAUGUGGUGCAUUUAUAUGUAAAAGUAGCAGCAUGCGUAUUGCCUGUGACAGUCAGUAUGUUUGCUGUGAUCCAACAAUAUGGGGACGUAUAAGCGCUCAAGCUCACGAUGCUAAAUCUGUUGCGAUCGCAACACUUGUCGGUAAGUCGUACUGUAAAGGAGACAAUGAAACGGAAUGUAACGAAGUGUUAGGUACAAUUGUCAAGUUGUAUGGUGCAUUUCUGCCAACAAUAACUGCAAAAGCUAUAUUUAUUGAUGAUGAGGAUGCACCGUCGUCUAUUCGUCCUCAUUAUGAGAAAAAGUGGGAUGUUAUAACAUCAGAGAAAUUUUGUGUCGACCCAAUUACUGAAUCAGACUUGAAAAUAAUGCUCAACUCACUGUACACUUACUCACAAGAAAAACAUAUGGAGUUCGAAGCAGAAGCUGUACUUGCUGUGCAGCGUGCAGUCGCUGACAUGAAAAAGAAAUAA